AUGCGAUUCUCAACGGCCUCUUGCGUCGACCACCAAGCCGAGUGUACCUCGGGCGAGCUGCACAUUGGGAGUGCGUACCGCAUGGCGGUCCUCAUCGGCGCCGUCCUCGCCUCGCACGGGGUCUGCUACCUCGUCGUCCAACGAACGAGCCGCAAGCCGCCGUCGACGCAUGUCGCGUCACUCUUUUUGACGUCGGGGGCCAAAUUCCUGUUUGUGUCGACGCCGUGGAUGUACAAGAACGUCUACUACGUCGACCGCGCGUCGGCGGCGCUAGUCGGUUUCUUGACACUGCGCCUCAGCACCACGUUGGUGGUUUUGGACGUCAAGAUUUGGCGCCAUUUCCAACUGCCACUGACCAAUGACGCGGCGGUGCCGACGGCCCUUCGAUGUGGUGUGCCGCUGCGAGAUACGUGUUAG
Saprolegnia diclina VS20 is the source of this 417-nucleotide messenger RNA. RefSeq lists its product as hypothetical. The record is from RefSeq and is a predicted model, not a curated record. NCBI's taxonomy places the organism in Eukaryota, Oomycota, Saprolegniomycetes, Saprolegniales, Saprolegniaceae. The transcript is spliced from 2 exons. The coding region runs from base 1 to 417 and encodes 138 amino acids.